GAAGAAUGUCCUACGCAUGUCAAACUAAAGAGUUGUUAGAAACAAACAAUAUGUGUAAAUAAUCAAUGAAAAACUGUGAAAAAUAUGUGAAAUCGAUGAAAGUAUGAAUUGAUUCCUCUAUUGAUCAGAAAAAAUGAGUUUUGGUUCAAGUACCAAGUCUCGCUUUGAACUUGAAACAACAAAUAAAGGGAAAGCAGGAAUAUUCUUUUUAGGGAAAGAUAUUAAACCAAAACCAACAAGAAAGUAUGGUUAUAAAGAGAGAGCAUUGAGACAUCCAAUAAGAAAUACAGCAAGUAAAGCAGAAAAUCAUCAAUUUGAAGAAACACAAAUAAUCAACAACAAGAAACCCUUAAAACCUGAUAAAAACUUUAUUAAAAAGAAUCGUGAUAAACUCGCAGGGAAAUCAGUUCACAAUGAAAAAAAUAAACCUUUAAAUGGUGGUACUGUGACUUUAACACAAGAACAAUUAAAUGCUAUUUUAGAAUCUGUGGGUAAUUUAAGAGAAGGAAAGGAAAAUGCAUUACGGAUAAGUAUUGAUACUAAAAGUAAUGCUAUAAAAAUAGACUCUCCAAGAAAAGAUGAAGAUCCCAAGUCAUCUAGAUCAGAAAAAUCGGUUAAAGUUUCCAGUAGAAGGGAUAAAAAGGAAGACGAAGGAAAUAUUCUUAGUUUACUUUUAAAUCAAGAGAAAGAUAAGAUUGAAGAUGAUAGAAAAAGUGACAACACAGAUGUUGAAAACUUUCAGAAAGAUAUUACAGCAAGAAAAGAAAAAGAGAAGGCGUCCCUGGAGGACAAUCAAAAUAAAAAGACAGAAAAAUCUGAAACCAGUAAAGAUGUUAAAAGUUCUCCUGAAAGAAAAAAGAAAUCCGAAGAGUUGUCUAAGUCAAAAGAUUCACCUUUAAAUAUUCCCCCUGUUCCUCUUUCACAUCUCACAGUAGCUGAGAAAAAAAGAUUACAAUGGGCUCUCGAAAAAGGUGAAACAGAAAAUUAUGAUCCAUGGGGUCGACCCGGUGCUGGUGCUCCACCUAUAAAACCUCCUGAGGAGGAAGAAAAGAGACAGAAUAAUUUACCACGAGUUCCUGAAGCCAAUAAUACUAGUCCUAAACAUAUAACAAAAUAUUCUGCUAGUCCUCAACAAGAUAAACAACAUCAUUAUGGUACUCUAAAUAUAGGGCAUUUAUUAGAUCAAAAUGAACAACAAUCUAAAAAAGAAGAAAAUCAGAGAAUUUUACGAGAAGAACUUGCUAAACAACUGGAAGAGAAGCGUUUACAGAAACGUCGAGAAAGAGAACAAGAGAAUCUAGAUGAUACGUUUGCUAAUCAACUAUCAAAGGAACAUAAACCUGCUCCUUUACCUCCACAACCGGCUAAGUUUAUUUCUUCUACUUCUAGUAAACACAAUACUCCACGAGAAGAAUAUGAACCUCAGGUACCCAAAGUUAGUCCUCGUUGGGUCAAAGAUCAGAAAGUUCCACCAGCAGCCAUGAGAAGUUCUUUCGCUUUUGGAGGUUUGGCUUUAGAUGAUACAAAAUACAAACAAACAAAAGAAGAAGAAAGAAGAAAAUGGUUGGAAGAUUUAGAAAAACAAAAGGAAGAGAAGAGAUUAUUAUCCAUGACAAAACAAGAAAAACAGAGACAGCGAGAUGCUGCAGAUGCGGCUGUCUGGGCUGAAAAAGUUUCGUCACGAGUUGAGAAAACAUCUCACAGACACAAUGCUGUCGCUUCACAGUUAUCACCACGAUAUUCAUCCAAAGCUACGGCCAUACAGCAACAUAAUAUUGCUGCUACAUCUCCACGUUAUGAAUCAGGAUUAAAGCAGAAUUCAUCUAGUCAAGAUAUGGAAGUUAAAGAUAGUGCUAGAGUUAAUAGUGCUCCUACAGAUACACUGUCCUCACCGACUUUAAUUAGAGGACAGAAUGUGAUAAUAGAUCCAGUUACGAUGAAAGAUCUAGAAAUAAAGAGACAGCGUCAUCUAGAGUUACAGGAUGCUAUUAAGAAUCAGAUAGAUGAGAAGAAGAAUCUGGUCCGUUUAGAACGUGAGAAAAAAUGGGCGGAGGAACAGGAAGAGGAGCAACGUCUACAGAGAGAACGAGAAGUUAUACAAAAACAGUUUGAACUAGAACAACAAAAAAUACGAGAGAAAGAGCAAGCUAGAGAUCAACAAUUACAAAAGUUGAAGUAUGCCAUGGAUGAAGCUCAAGGUCGUGCCCUACAUGAGAAACAUUUAAAACGUAUGCAGAGAUUACAGCAAGGUGGCCAUGAUAUCACUAAUCUUAAGGCGAAUUACGAUGUCCUGUCACCAUCACCAUCUAUUCCCAUUGGACGAUCCACAGCUACACCAGUUGCUAGGCAACAUACAGACAAUCAGAAUGCCAUGACCCCACGAGUGCAACCAAUGACAACCCAACAGCAAUCGGCAUACGUUCCACAGUUAAACCUCACGGAAAGAGAUAUAGCGGUUGACACUUCAAUACGCUCACAUAACAGUGAUGCAGAACAAAUGGCAGACGUCAAUCAAAGUAAAGAACUGGUUCAUCAUGAUGAUUACGUCGAAGAUAAGAUUGUUUCGUAUCGUAACUUAAGUGACCCGCAUACUGAUCCUUACUCAACACGAAGACAUUUUGGUACACAAACGUAUACAUUUACAGAUGAGAAUGGUGUUAAGAGGGAAGUAAGUGAUGUCAGAAUAGAAUAUAAGGCAGAUAGAUCUCAUAGACGUCGAGGAAAUGUCCCAACUGAGGCAGACGCAAAUGAGAAGAAAAUGGUGGGCACAACAAAAUUAAAGAAAGUCAGACUUAAGAGUGCUGCACAGGUCAGGAAAUUUAAGACAGAGAAACCGAAACCUAAAGAAAAAUUCGGCUGGAAUUAUAACAAUCAAAGAGUGAAAAAGAAUGUGAAAAAUUCGGAGAAGGAUCCAUUUUACAAAGAGAAAAAAUGGGAAAGUCAAGCAAGACAUGCAAAACGAGCAGCACAACUUUACAAAAUGGUGGAAGCUAAUAAACAAAUUAUACCUACAGGGUCGCGCAGUCCAUCCCCUCAUAGAAAUAAAUCUUUGUCGCCAUACAGAGCCUCUGUUAAUUCCCGACAUGACAGAAGCUUGUCUCCAAAUUUCCGCUCAGAAACCAGACUCAUAAAACCGUCUGAUGUAACACCUCGUAGAGGAAAAUCAACAUCUCCUCUUCCAUCAAACAGAUCCCGUCAUUCUGAGGAACUCAAACCUUUUGUAGAUGAUCAUGAACGCAGAUCUCGUUUGGAUAAUUACAAACAUAGACCUGAUCAUCAUGCCAGAUAUGAAUCACCUCCUGUGCCAGCAGUUAAACACAGAAGACCUCAUCAAAAUGAACUGGAUAAUGAUGACUAUGAUAAUUGUAAUGGUAGAUCACAUUAUACAGACUUAGAUCCUGUACGUCCUCCUGUCUAUGAUACUGAUUUCAUUCCGUUCACAAGAACGUCAGAGAUUUUAGAUCCGUCCCAUGCCGAUGAUCCUCUACGCGUGUCACGAGAGAACACACGAGUAAGAAAGGGAAGGAAGGCGUAUAAUGAAAAUCAACAACCAGCUGAUUAUGGUAAUAGAAUAGAUAUUUAUGAAGAUAAACGAAGAGAUCCUAAUCAAAAGAAUCCUAUAUUUAACUGUGUUAGUUAUUAUAUUUUGAUAGAAUCCCAUAUUUAA
Patella vulgata (common limpet) is the source of this 3667-nucleotide messenger RNA. Its product is annotated as trichohyalin. Gene Ontology annotation, molecular function: microtubule binding. Bases 134 to 3667 code for a protein of 1177 amino acids. Gene Ontology annotation, cellular component: microtubule; cilium. NCBI's taxonomy places the organism in Eukaryota, Metazoa, Mollusca, Gastropoda, Patellidae. The record is from RefSeq and is a predicted model, not a curated record. The transcript has 19 exons. Gene Ontology annotation, biological process: cilium assembly.